This is a messenger RNA of Pecten maximus, 2885 nucleotides long. RefSeq names its product cardioacceleratory peptide receptor-like. Gene Ontology annotation, molecular function: G protein-coupled peptide receptor activity. Bases 1276 to 2196 code for a protein of 306 amino acids. Lineage: Eukaryota; Metazoa; Mollusca; Bivalvia; Pectinida; Pectinidae. Gene Ontology annotation, biological process: neuropeptide signaling pathway. The transcript has 7 exons. Gene Ontology annotation, cellular component: membrane. The record is from RefSeq and is a predicted model, not a curated record.
ACUGUGGUCCAGAGCAACGUAAUGGACGUGUAUAUUAAUGAAAUAGCCACGUGGACGUACAAACCUUAUAUAUAGCUAGAGUUAAGGAUGUUGCUGAUAUAAAACUUCAUGGAGUUGUUGAAGUAUUGUGAUAAGAUUGAACUGGUGGUUUUACACAGUUAUCACAGACAAUCGAAUGAUCCAAAACUGUUGAGACAUGUAAACAUUUCUCUGUAUAUAUGGUGUGGUGUGAAAAGGAUUGAACUGGGAUAAACAUAGAGAGUGUUAAAAUACGUGGGAUUAAAACUAUUCAAUUCAACUGAAUUUGGAUAAACUGCAUUAUUGGAAAAGUCUUAAUUUACGUCAAUCGAAAGAGUUUGAUGAAAAAUAGUGCUAAAUUAUUCAAAACGUGAAGGAUUGUUAGUGCGUUACAGUUAACAUUUGUGUGGCUCGCCGCUACCAUACAGACCAGGAAUAUAUAUAUAUAAGUUUGUGUUGCUUUGGUGAUUACGAAAACUGAAAAGUACACAACGUUGAAUUCUUUGUCAUAAAUUACACAUUAGAUCAGAUAUAUGAAACACACGUUUAGUUUACGUCUUAGCGGAUUGGAAAAAUUGAAAUAGUUGAAAAACACAGAAAGAUCUGGGAAGGAUGGCGACGUCACAAAUUAUUCAAGCACGUGGGAGGGGCUAUUUGAUAGAGUGUUAUUUUCUGAAUGCUCAUAAGCAGGCGCAUCAUUUAGAGAAUUAACACCUUCCAAUCGACACCAAACGGCCAGGAAUAGUCUGAACAGCACUUUAAUUGAUUAGCCAUAAUCUGACAUAGUAACAAGUCGAUACUACUUAACAUGGUUUAGUCAUCGAAAUAGAGUAUUCUGUAAAACGGAGGACACUUUUUGAAGACUUUCAUGUAAUCUUUUAUAGCUUAAAAGCAGUUGUCCUAAAGCAUGUGUUUUAUUAGUGUGUACAUGUAAAUAUCGGUGAACACAGUGUACGACAGUGCGUGUCCUUCUCGUGCCAUUUAAGUGGUUACCUCCGUCAGUAGCUGUAUCUAAAUUUAUCCAAGGCGUGGAUACCUUCACGUCCGAUAAUCUGACAACAAUGUCCGGCGGCAGGACAAACGUCACCCCCAGGGGAGAAUACCCAGCCCUAAACGAAACCGGAAUUACAUUGGAUGAGGAAUGUGCGUGGACGGUACCAAUACAGAAGGCGAUACUUGGGGUAGAAUUGGCUCUCUUGGUGCUAUUUCAACGGAGCUGUCAUCCUGUUGAUCCUAAGGAAAGGAAAAAGAAAUAAAAUGUCUUUCUUCGUCCUCCAUUUGGCUAUAUCAGAUUUUUCAAUGGCGAUUUUCUACGUCCUACCGUUUUUCAUUUCACGCCUGGUCGGACAGUGGUAUGCUGGCUACAUCCCCUGUAAGAUAUACAUGUAUCUUAACCAGCUGGCGAUGUACUCGUCGACGUACAUGUUAGUGGUUAUGAGCGCUGACCGGGUGUACGCCAUCGCCAAGCCUCUGUCCGCCACCAGGCGAGGACUAAAAUAUCGACGAUUGCUUGUACUCAUUGCCUGGGUUAUUGCGGCUUGUGUUGCAGUAAAGGACUUGAUUUAUUCCGACUUGUUGUCGUAUAAUAAUCGUAACCACUGUGAAACAGAAUACCCCAGGUAUUUGGUUAGACCAUUCGUCACACUGGAGGCUGUGAUCAACGUAUUCCUGCCCGCCAUCAUAGUGACAGUCUGUUACGGCUGGAUAGUAACGGUUGUUUCACGAAGAAGCAAUUACUCUAUUAACACCAAGCAGCAAAAGGAAGCACUCGCCAUGUUUUCGAAAGAUUUUAUUCCAGAUAAUGGUCAGAUACCAGCUAAGCGCGUUGAUGUAAUAACCAGGGCUAAGAUACGAAGUACAAAAGUGAUGUUUGCCGUAGUAUCAGUCUUUCUGAUCUCCUGGAGUCCCCACACCAUCAACUUCCUGUUGACGGUGUAUGAUGUGGUGCCAUUCACUUGUUAUACGUUUGCCUUGUUCCCGCUGGCGCCGUUAAACAGCGUGGCCAAUCCGCUGGUGUUCCUCGCCUUCAACUACAAAACUCUAAUUGAACAUAAACGAGUUGGAAGUGACAUGAACAGGACAAGUAUGAAAACGACUUACACUACUAUAUCCCGUAACAACACGGAAUGGCCGCGUGACGUUCCCAUUCCUGUCGGUCCCCUAACCCGUGACGCAUGAAUUAACAAUGUACGUGUAAUGUAGUACCUGUCAACUAACUCUUAAGACGCUACAGUGUUGUGAGGUUGUAGGCCACAGCUUUUGAAAAAAAAUCCACUAUUUGAUGUGAAACGUUGGAACAUUUCACCAUCACUGAAUAUUGUUUUGCCAAAUGCAUAUCGUAUUACAAUAUAGUACGUUUAAACAGUUCGUUGGCAAUCAUAGCAAAUGUAUUAUUGCUUAAGUCACAUAAUGAUUUAUCACACCAUUCGAAUGUUGCCCAGUGAUUUCACCCGUGCAGUAUUUUUGAAUAUGACAAUAUAGUAUCAAAUGCAUGUACCAUAUAGCUUUUUCAUUGGCUGAGCUAGUCAGAAAUCAGUUAUGACGCUGUAAUGUGAUCAAUGAUAUGGCAUCAUGAAUUGUUAAUGACGUCACAAAGUGGUUGUCUCUGAUUGCUGAAGUCCUCCACGUGAUACAAAUAUCUUAAAUUUGUUUUCAUUUCUAUAUGAGAGUUUAUGAAACUCGUCACUUUCUUUAUUUCUUUGUACUUAUUUUAUUUUUGCUUGUCAAAACUUAUUUCAUAAAAUUUGAAAUGAAAUCUUAUUUCAGAUCCUAUUUAUUUAUGAAUAUUAGAAAUGAGUCGUUGAUGAAAGAACAAUGGAAUGCAACUACUAUAAUUACUAAUAAAUUAAAAUAUGAAUUUAUUGAUG